Molecule: messenger RNA, 1661 nt
Organism: Rubroshorea leprosula
Lineage: Eukaryota; Viridiplantae; Streptophyta; Magnoliopsida; Malvales; Dipterocarpaceae
Source: the annotation of a GenBank genome assembly
AAGGAAGAGAGAAAUCUUUCCAUGUAUUUUCUUUUUGCAAUGAAAGAUAAUUGCUUACAAAAAAUUCUUGAUGGUUGUAUAGUGAAUGAAGCAAAUAUUGAGCAACUUAGUAAGGUAGCUAACCUGGCAAAGAUAUGCUUGAGUAUCAAAGGGGAGGAAAGGCCUACAAUGAAGGAAGUGGCUAUGGAAUUAGAAGGAUUGAGAAGGAUGACAAAGCAUCCUUGGGUUAAUGAUGCAUUGGAUGUUGAAGAGGCAAAGUACUUGCUUGGUGAAACAUCUGAUAAAUCUGAUUGGCUUGAGUAUUGUUUACAACACUUACCAAACCAAGUACAAUUUGCAAUUCACAAUGGGAGAUGCUUACUCUGUUUGAGGAAUAAUGAUUCAUCCAGAAGAAAGAAUGGAGAUGAAAGAAGUUGUCGCAUAACUCUGUACCAUAAACAAAAGUUUCUUGGUAGAAGAAAGGUGAAGCUAACAUUGAACAAGGACAAGAACAGCAAGAAGCGGUCGUCGGAAGCAAUAUUGCAAUACCCAAACCUUCCUUUGGAGCAGGAAACCCAACACGAAGCUGAUACAAACCGGCUGAAAGAAGACGGUAACGUUAAAGCGGCUUCUCAAAUUCAAGAGCAACUCUCCGGCGACUCUUUGGACGCAGACACAAAACAGCUUGCUCAGUCGUUUCAAGCCCAAGGCAACAGGCUCGCCCAGGAUGGGAAAUACCGGGAUGCAAUUGGGAAGUGGGACGCAGCUCUUGAUUUGGCACCUGAAAAUGCAGUUCUUCACGAAUAGAAGGCCCAAGUUCUACUUGAAGAUGUUGAUGAUGGAGUGCAUUGAAGGCAGCAACUCGGGCAACUGAUUUGGAACCUUCAUGGACCGAGGCUUGGGUCACCCUUGGUAGAGCACAGUUAAACUUUGGGGAACCUGAUGGUGCCAUUGAAAGUUUUGAUAAGAGCAUUGGCAGUCAAGCCUGAUUCCAUGGAGGCUCAAGAUUGUAGAAAAACGGCAUUACAGCUUGUGAAGAGGAGAAAGUAGCUUCAUUCAUCUGGCUUGCGUACCACUAAAAGCCGUUACAUAGUUGGUGAUGAAGAAACCUCUUGAAGGAACAUGAAGAGCAAUCAGGGCAGAUUGUUUUUGUCUUCAUGUAUGAUUUCAAAAUAUUGUUUGUGGCAGGAGCACAAAAGAAUAUUUGAAUCAUGAAGAGAGCUGAUAUGGUAAUCCACAAUAACAGUCAUCAUGUGACUGUGAGAGCGUUCGCAGCACAUGUUAGACACUUUUGUUGUAAAGGUUCGAAAUUUCUAAUGGAGGAAAGUAUUAAUGAUAAACCUAUAUGUUUGAAAGAUGUGUCUGUAACAUGUUAUUUAUGUUAAUACAAUAGAGGUGUUUGAUUUUCUGUCUCUGUGGGUUUUAUGUUAACACUUCGGAAGAACCAACUGCUUUUGUACCAUAUUUUUCUUUUGGGAGACAGAUGGUCAAAAUAAGAUACCACACAUUUGGAGGACUUGGUCUCCAGGAGAACGGAAUUACUCACCCACUUUAGCUGGGACUGGGUCUGGGAAUAUGCUCAUUGAGCUCAUCACCUGUCAGCUUGGUUGGGAGUGGUACUUUGAACAAAGCUGCACAUCAGGUUCAGAAAUACUCUCAGUAAAUAAACUUAACAUUUACGU